Molecule: messenger RNA, 546 nt
Organism: Synchytrium microbalum
Lineage: Eukaryota; Fungi; Chytridiomycota; Chytridiomycetes; Synchytriales; Synchytriaceae
Exons: 5
Coding region: 1-546 (181 amino acids)
Biological process (GO): protein peptidyl-prolyl isomerization; protein folding
Cellular component (GO): intracellular membrane-bounded organelle
Molecular function (GO): peptidyl-prolyl cis-trans isomerase activity
Source: RefSeq, a predicted model, not a curated record
AUGGGAUCAAAAGGAGCCUUGUCGAAUCUGCCUGCUGCCAAUCCCGUUGUAUUCUUCGAUAUAUCAAUAGGGGGACAGCCUGCUGGAAGAUUAAAGAUGGAAUUGUUUGCUGAUGUCGUGCCCAAAACUGCUGAAAACUUUAGGCAAUUCUGUACUGGAGAACACAAAGUCGCUGGUAAACCACAAGGCUACAAAAACGCUCAAUUUCAUCGUAUCAUCAAGGAUUUCAUGGUUCAGGGUGGCGACUUUCUAAAGGGCGAUGGAACUGGAGCAAUGAGCAUAUACGGAGAAAAAUUCGAAGAUGAAAACUUUACUCUAAAACACAGUGGUCCAGGCCUACUAUCAAUGGCAAACAGUGGUGCAAACACAAACGGCUCGCAAUUCUUUAUUACUUGUGCAAAGACAGAUUUCUUGGAUGGCAAACAUGUCGUAUUUGGGCGACUCGUGGAUGGUUUGCUGACUUUACGAAAAAUGGAAAACGUGCCCACAGGGGUAAAUAAUCGCCCCAAGUUGGCUGUUACUAUUGCUGAAUGUGGAGAGCUAUAA